Loxodonta africana (African savanna elephant) is the source of this 3020-nucleotide messenger RNA. RefSeq names its product phosphatase and actin regulator 3 (gene PHACTR3). Gene Ontology annotation, biological process: actin cytoskeleton organization. The record is from RefSeq and is a predicted model, not a curated record. The coding region runs from base 1 to 1689 and encodes 562 amino acids. The transcript has 13 exons. NCBI's taxonomy places the organism in Eukaryota, Metazoa, Chordata, Mammalia, Proboscidea, Elephantidae. Gene Ontology annotation, molecular function: actin binding.
AUGGCCGCGUCCGAGGACGGCAGUGGCUGCCUCGUGUCGCGGGGCCGCUCGCAGAGUGACCCAAGCGUUCUCACCGACUCCUCGGCCACAUCCUCCGCGGACGCCAGUGACAACCCAGAUGAGAUGGACCAAACUCCCCCAGUGCGCUCCGAGUGCCUGAUCUCAGGGAUCCGCACCCCCCCUGUGCGGAGAAACAGCAAGCUGGCCACCCUGGGCAGGAUCUUCAAACCCUGGAAAUGGAGGAAAAAGAAAAACGAGAAGCUAAAGCAGACGACGUCAGCCUUGGAGAAGAAGAUGGCUGGCAGGCAAGGUCGGGAGGAGCUCAUCAAGAAGGAGCUGCUGGAGAUGAUGGAGCAGGAUGCUGAAAGCAAAGCCAACUCCUGUGGGGGCCCCCGGGGCGUGCAGAGCGAGUCAGCCCCGCCCCAGCAGGAAGCACUGGCAUUGGAAGACGCCCAGCCGGGAAGCCCCUUGGCCACUGGGACAGAACCCCUGUCCCUGGAUGAGCAGCUGUCUGCAGACACCCACCCUGACGACGGAGCCAAGCUGCCGUUAGCAUCCAGUGGCAAAGAAGAUGAUGAUGACAGCCUCUUGUCCACCUCGGACGAGCCCUCUCAAGCCUUAGCUGACUCCCUGGAGAGUCCUCACAGACCCCUGGAGAGAUCCAUGGGCCAGCUGCCCAGCCCCUCACUGCUGCCCACCCCCUCACUGCUGCCCACCCCACCACCCAAGGCCGGAUCCAAAAUGGUGAAAAAUGUCACAGGCCCAGCCACACUCUUCCAAGGCUCCAGUGUGAAGAGUGCAGACCCUGCCCUGCGUGGCCAGCUCUCCACCCCUACGGGAUCCCCGCAUCUCACCGCUGUCCACAGGCCAUUGCCCCCCAGCCGAGUCAUCGAGGAGCUACACAGGGCACUGGCCACGAAGCACCGGCAGGACAGUUUUCCAGGAAGGGAAAACAAAGGGUCCCCGAAGAAGCGUGUGGACGCGCGCCUGUCGAGGACUUCCAGCCUGGAGCGGGGCAAGGAGCGGGAGGAGGCCUGGGGCUUCGAUGGGGCAACGGAGAGCAGGCGGGCUGCCGUCCAGGAGUCCGAGGAGAAUAAGGAGAACCUGCUGAUGGCCUCAGAGCUCAAGGAUGACUUGCUCUUGUAUCAGGAUGAGGAGGCGCUGAACGACUCCGUCAUCUCCGGAACACUGCCCAGGAAAUGCAAGAAGGAGCUCUUGGCAGUGAAGCUAAGGAACCGGCCAAGCAAGCAGGAGCUGGAAGACCGGAACAUCUUCCCUAGGAGGACCGAUGAGGAAAGGCAGGAGAUUCGGCAGCAGAUUGAGAUGAAACUGUCCAAACGGCUCAGCCAGAGACCUGCGGUGGAGGAGCUGGAGAGGAGGAACAUCCUGAAACAAAGGAAUGAUCAGACAGAGCAGGAAGAAAGAAGAGAAAUUAAGCAAAGACUGACCAGGAAGCUUAAUCAGAGGCCCACCGUUGAUGAGCUAAGAGACAGGAAAAUCCUGAUCCGAUUCAGUGACUACGUGGAAGUGGCAAAAGCACAGGACUAUGACAGGAGGGCAGAUAAGCCCUGGACGCGGCUGUCCGCAGCAGACAAGGCAGCUAUCCGUAAAGAACUAAAUGAAUACAAAAGUAAUGAGAUGGAGGUACACGCAUCAAGCAAGCAUUUGACAAGAUUCCACAGGCCAUAGAGAUUUUCUUCUGAGAAGAAUUUGUGUUUAAUUUUUGAUACCAACACUGAACAUUCAUCAGGGAGUUUUCCUGAAGCCCAGCUCACGAUUACCUGACGUGUGUGCGAGAGGAGCAGGGACCACACACAGGUGAAGCCUUUGCUGCACUUACCUGCAGGAGUAGUGACCAGACGGCAUGUUUCACUCUUUGGUGUCUGAAGAGUGUGACCUGUUGGGGUCAGUUAAGACCCAAAUAACUCUACCAGAAGAAAACUGUCCUUUGCCUUUGGACCUUGUUUUGCAGUUUUGCGGUGUAACAGACAAGAGAUGUGCACGUGAGGCUGCCAGCCCGAGGCCUCCAACGUGGACCUGUGAUGGUGUCAUUCAGUAUUACGUUGAAAAGACAUUUUUAUUCCUGAUUACGAUUAAUUUGAAACUCUUUAAGUUCAUGUUAUAAAAAACAGUUCAUUGUAUUAUACUUUUUCCUUUUUUAUAUAAUGUCUAACAAAAAUGACAGCUGCAACAUUUUGAUUCCUGUUCAUUUUGUUCUUUAAUUAAAUGACUACUUAUUUCAGGAAAUGGACCCAGGCUUUACAUUUUCUCGGGAUUGGGUGAGAGAUUUGUUAAAAUAGGCAUCUGUCAAACAAGUCAAGAGUUAAUACUUUGGGACCAUCAGAAUCCAAACGCAUGGAAGAGAAUUCCAACUUUUUUACCUGCUUUGUUUUGUAAAUUCUGUUGGCGUGGGUUGUGCCUUGGAAAAUCAAAUUAUCUUUUUCAAGUUAAUUUACAUUUAUGGAUCAAUGAAUAUAUCAGAGUUCAUUUAACCCAGAAACGAUUCUACCAAGUGAAAAUGAUGUCCUCUUUGAGAGCAUUUUUAAAUUCACAUUUGCAAACCUUAUUGAAAACCCUGGUAAUAAGAGACAUAGGCUUAGAUGGAGUGGAGAUUCUAAAGAGAGGGAAUUUACAAAGGGGAAGGACAAGCAAGGUAACACUAAGCAUUCCCUGAGGCCAUGUCCCCUGGCCACUGAAUAAGUGCCCUCACGGAAAGGAACCCCCUUCCAGUGCAGGUGAGGACAAUGAGCACAGCACUGGGAGCACGGCUUUAGGAGCUUGGCACAACCUGGGUCAGACCCAAACUCUGUGCUGAUCAGAACAUUGCUUAUUUUGUCUGCAGGAUGACCAAAUCUCUCACAACGUUGCUGUGAUACUGAGAUAAGGCAGGUAACGUGCUGGCACAGUGCCUGGCACUCCCUGAGCACCUAAGAAAUGUUAGCCACCAAUAUGGCGGCCAGGUAGCACCUGGAGUGACUGCAUGUCCUCUGGUUGUCCUCCCACAUCUGCCACCUCGUUGC